AUGUCUUCUACAAGAAGUACCAAAGGCUGGACGGUUGAGGGCAAUGGCAGCUUCGACGCUCUCAAAUUUCAAAAGGACCGCAUUCUCCCUGAGCUCACCGCCAACGAUGUGUUGGUUAAAUUUCAUGCGGCAUCUGUGAAUUACCGCGAUGUCAUCAUCGCACUGGGUCACUAUCCUUUCCCUGUGGCACCGAACAUUGUCCCAGGCUCUGACGGAGCUGGGGAAGUCGUAGAAGUGGGUUCCAAAGUCACCCGAUUUGAGAAAGGUGCCAAGGUUGUUACACUGUUCGGUCAAGGCCAUCAAUACGGGGAAGUGACCCUAAAAUCCCUUGGGACAGGGCUAGGUGGAGCCAUUGAUGGCACUUUCCAACAGUACGGCAUUUUCAACGAGAAUGGACUGUCAUACAUGCCAGAGAACCUCAGCUAUUUAGAAGCCGGAACACUCUCCUGCGCCCCUCUCACCGCGUGGAAUGCUCUCUACGGGCUGAAGCCAGUCGUCCCCGGCGACUGGGUCCUAACACAGGGCACAGGAGGUGUGAGCAUCGCUGCUCUGCAGUUUGCAAAGGCCGCAGGUGCCCGAGUCAUUGCGACAACUUCUUCUUCAGCCAAGGCUGAGACACUGAAGAAGCUAGGGGCUGAUCAUGUCAUCAACUACAAGACGAACCCGAACUGGGGUGACGAGGCAAAAAAGGUCUCCGGAGGUGUCCACCAUGUUAUUGAGGUUGGAGGCUCGAAGACUUUGACAGAGAGUCUGAAAGCCGCUGCCAUUGGCGGUGUGGUCAGUAUCAUUGGUUGGGUCGGCGGGCCGGGAGAAAAGGGUGUGGAUUUCCCCCAAAUUUUAGCCAGUAUGGCGAUUGUGAGGCCACUUGUUGUUGGAAGCCGGGAACAAUUUGAAGCAAUGAUUCGAGCCGUCGAGGCCUUCGACAUCAAGCCCGUCAUCGACCAGAACAUCUUCAAGCUUGAGGAUCUCAAAGAGGCCUAUCAAUACCAGUGGGACCAGAAGCACUUCGGCAAAGUUGUUAUCAGGAUUGAGUAG
Colletotrichum higginsianum IMI 349063 is the source of this 1035-nucleotide messenger RNA. Its product is annotated as Alcohol dehydrogenase. Gene Ontology annotation, molecular function: oxidoreductase activity. The transcript has 4 exons. Bases 1 to 1035 code for a protein of 344 amino acids. The record is from RefSeq and is a predicted model, not a curated record. Lineage: Eukaryota; Fungi; Ascomycota; Sordariomycetes; Glomerellales; Glomerellaceae.